AUGGCGUCGUAUACAGAGGAGCUGCAGAAGCCGAAGCUCCGGGAGCUGUUGGAAACCAGCACAGAACUUCUGGAGGAGGUGGAAGCUGCGACCCAGCCCACAGGCUCCAAGCCAAUCCAGGAGAAGGUGAGGAAGGCCUUGAGCCUCCUGGAGAAUGCCUCGGACAUGUUAUCGCAGCUCGAUUUGUUCAGCAGGAAUGAAGACUGGGAAGAGAUUGCUUCCGCUGACCUCAAGUACCUGAUGCUGCCGGCCUUGAAGGGCGCGCUGACGCUGAAGCUGGUGGGUCCCAGCAAACGCCUGGACCUCCUGCGGGAUGCUCGAGAGCACUUCAUGAACUUCCUAAUUCAGAGCCACAACUACCAUGUGGCCGAGUUUCAGCUGCCCUGGACCCAGAGCAGCUCACCGGAAGGUGACCCUGCUGCUGCCACUUCUGACUCCCUGGAGCACAACCUCGUUGCCAUGGCAUCCCAGAGGCAGUCCAAAAUCCAGAGGUACAAGCAAAAGAAGGCUGUGGAGCAGAGGCUGUCUUCUCUGAAAUCGGCAGUGGUGAGUGGCCAGGCAGAUGAUGAGCGUGUCAGGGAAUAUUACCUCCUUCAACUUCGCAGGUGGAUUAGCAUCAGCUUGGAUGAGAUCGAGAGCAUCGACCAGGAGAUAGAGAUCCUGAGGGAAAGAGACUCCUUAGGUGAGGCGUCAGCAUCUCCCAUGUCUACUGAGGAGAGGCCUCCACUAAAACCCUUCGUCCUCACUCGAAGUGUUGCCCAAGCACAAGUCUUUGGAUCUGGGUACCCAAGUCUGGCAACUAUGACCGUAAAUGACUGGUACGAGCAGCGCCAGAAAGGUGAGGUCUCACAAUCUGUUCAGGAAGCAGAAAAGGAGACUCCACCACCUGGGACUCUUGCUUUAUCUGAGCAGGAAGAGCCGGACCUGGAACAAAAGGAAGAUGAUGAUGAGAAUGCCCUCCACAGGAUGCAGGAGUGGGAUGACUGGAAGGACACCCAUCCUAGGGGCUAUGGUAACCGGCAGAACAUGGGCUAA
Molecule: messenger RNA, 1035 nt
Organism: Apodemus sylvaticus (European woodmouse)
Lineage: Eukaryota; Metazoa; Chordata; Mammalia; Rodentia; Muridae
Product: immunoglobulin-binding protein 1b
Exons: 1
Coding region: 1-1035 (344 amino acids)
Biological process (GO): regulation of dephosphorylation; regulation of signal transduction
Cellular component (GO): cytosol
Molecular function (GO): protein phosphatase 2A binding
Source: RefSeq, a predicted model, not a curated record